GUUUAUUUUAUUCGUGUCAUUAACUUUGACAGCAGUAGACGUCUCAAAAAAGUGUUAAAAAGUUUUGAAUUUUUUAUAAUUGAGAAAACUUGGACAUUAAACUGAAAUGGCUGAUAUUGAGAAACUAUUAAAGCAAGCAGCAAUGCAAAUUGGUGCGGGAGGAAGUGCAGGAUUUAUAGAAGUGUGUAUAAUGCAUCCAUUAGACCUUGUGAAGACCCGGCUACAACUCCAGGCAACAAAAACUUCGUCCAAACAUUCCGAUCCUCAUUAUUACACUGGAAUCGUGGAUUGUAUGAAGAAAAUGUACAAAUACGAAGGUGUGACAUCAUUCUGGAAAGGAAUUCUGCCUCCCAUCCUCGCUGAGACACCAAAACGCGCUGUGAAAUUCUUGACCUUCGAACAAUAUAAAAGGUUUUUUAUGUUUGGCUCCAGUACACCAACUCCUUUAACGUUUGCUCUAGCUGGCCUGGGAGCAGGAAUCACUGAAGCCAUUUUGGUAAACCCUUUUGAGGUGGUCAAGGUUACUUUACAGUCUAACAGAGCCUUAGCCACCGAAAUACCAAGCACUUGGUCUGUUACGAGACAAAUAGUCCGAGAAAAUGGUCUCGGAUUCAGAGGGCUAAACAAGGGACUUACGGCUACAAUCGCAAGAAAUGGAGUUUUCAACAUGGUGUACUUCGGAUUUUAUCAUAGCGUCAAAGGAUACAUUCCAGAAAAUCAAGAUCCACUUCUAGAGUUUGGCCGAAAGGUAGCAAUUGGUUUCACAUCAGGAGUUCUUGGUUCCUGUGUAAACAUACCAUUUGAUGUGGCAAAAAGUCGUAUACAAGGACCACAGCCAACUCCGGGUGUCGUUAAAUAUUCUUCCACGACGGGGGCAAUCAUUUUAGUUUACAGAGAAGAAGGUUUUCGUGCUCUUUACAAAGGUCUGUUGCCAAAAGUUCUCCGGCUGGGCCCUGGUGGAGCUAUUAUGUUAGUUGUAUACGAUUAUGUAUACCACUUUUUAGAAAAUAAGUUUCAGAUUAAAUAAAUAAGUAAUAUUAGUCAGUGCACAAUCAAUGACUGAUUAAAGAAUUUACAACGUAGUUCUAUUUUUUAAAAAUCGUUAUUUUUUUGUUUGACAUUUAUUAUGCAUUUUUAAUGUAGAAUUAAAACUAUUAUGAGGACAUCUCAUGUACUUCACUUACCUAACUUUUAAGUGAAACAAAUUCACAAUUUAAAAAAAUAAUGUUGAAUGGAAAAAAUAUUCUAUUGAUUAGAGUUAUUAACACUUGUUUUUAGAAUAAGUACCUACCUACUUCAAUUUUAAUUUCAUACGCUGAUCUAGUGAUCUUGAGGAAGUAUUUUUUAUCAACCUUUUACAAGCAAUACAAUAUUAUUGAAACGGAUUUAAAGUCCUCAAUAUCUCUGUGAUAAUUAUAAAAUAGUAGUAUAGAAUAUUAUGCCAAAUAAAAAAUUGUGUUAAUUGACCAAAUUGUAAAGUAUAGAAAUGUUAUACGAAAAUAUAUUUUUGAACCUAUACUCG
Messenger RNA from Ostrinia furnacalis (Asian corn borer), 1522 nucleotides. RefSeq names its product mitochondrial 2-oxodicarboxylate carrier. The coding region runs from base 107 to 1027 and encodes 306 amino acids. NCBI's taxonomy places the organism in Eukaryota, Metazoa, Arthropoda, Insecta, Lepidoptera, Crambidae. The record is from RefSeq and is a predicted model, not a curated record. The transcript has 4 exons.